AUGGCGAGUGCUGGCGAUGACGAUCCCGAUUCGUGCUCAGCGACGUCAGCUGACGAGCCGCUGGAUGACGCUGUCAGAGCAAAGGACGCAUUGAGGUCGGAGAUAGAUAAUUUGGCGCACAUGUGUUCCGGAAUCGAGAAGAUAUCCGGCAAAGUAAGCAACUUCAAGAAUUUCACGAGCCCCGGGUUGCAUAAGUCACAUAAGUACACAGGACUGGCAGCAGUAGCUUACGGAGUGAUCAAGAGGACGAAUGAGAUCGUCGAGGAGCUCUUUAGGCAGAUUGAUUCCACAGCCAAGACUAGGAACGAUGUGAGGGAACAGAUGGAUCAGAGGAAUUACGAGAUCGCCAUUGAGGUUUCUCAGCUGGAAGCCACCAUCGGUGGCUUGAGAGAAGAGGUUUCCAAGAAAAGCUCUGUCAUAGAGGAGUUGGAGAAAGGCAUCGUUGACAGGGAUGAGAAGAUUGCUGAGAUGGAGAGAGAGAUGUCUGGUAAAGUGCAUUCGGUGGAGAGUGAAUCUCUUGAGCUGAGGCAGUUGAUUGGUGAGUAUGAUGACAAGUUUAGGAGUUUGGAAUCAAAGAUUGAUUCGCAGCAGCCAUUACUGAUUGAUCAGUUGAAUCUCGUAAGCAGGAUUCAUGACCGGAUUUACGAAGUUAUUAAGAUUGUUGAUGGUGAUAAUUUGGACCAAUCUGAGUUAUCGGAGUCCUUGUUUAUGCCUCAAGAGACUGGUUUGGAUGAGAAUAUACGUGCUUCUUUGGCUGGGAUGGAAUCUAUCCAUGAGUUGGCCGGAGUUCUUGUUGAAAAGUCAAGAGCUUUAGCAGACGAGAAGAGUCGUGAAGUUAAAAGGUUGAACGAAACUGUGGCUCAGUUGGUUAGAGAGAAGGAGCAAAUUGGUUCUUUGCUUAGGAGUGCUUUAUCAAAGAAGAUGGUAUUCGAUCGAUCAUCUAAAACAAGUGAUUUGUUUCAAGCAGCAGAGAAUGGUUUAAAGGAGGCUGGAAUUGAUUUCAAAUUUAGUAAGCUUCUUGGGGAGGGGAAGGUUUUGUCCUCCCAAGAAAAGGCCAAUUUGCCUGGUACAGAGGAGGAUGAAAUAUAUACCUUGGCUGGUGCUUUGGAGAAUAUUGUUAAGGCAUCACAACUUGAAAUCAUUGAGCUGCAGCAUUCUGUGGAGCAAUUGAGGGCAGAGUCAAGUUUACUUAAAGAGCAUAUAGAGGCACAGUCAAAGGAGCUCAGCCAUAGAAUGCAUCGAAUAGAGAAACUUGAAGAGAAGGAGAGAGUAGCUAAUGAAAAUGUUGAAGGGCUUAUGAUGGACAUUGCUGCUGCUGAAGAAGAAAUUACAAGGUGGAAAGUAGCAGCUGAGCAGGAAGCAGCUGCUGGUCGAGCAGUUGAACAGGAGUAUGUGUCACAGUUGUCAGCACUUAGACAGGAGCUUGAAGAAACAAAGCAAGCUAUGUUGGAAUCAGAGAAGAAGGUAAAAUUUAAGGAAGAAACUGCAGCUGCAGCCAUGGCUGCUAGAGAUGCAGCUGAGAAAUCUUUGAGAUUAGCAGAUAUAAGGGCGUCAAGACUGAGGGACAGAGUGGAGGAGCUCAGCCAUCAGCUUGAAGAACUUGAAUCCCGGGGAGAUACGAGGGGACUUAACAGAUCUAGAUAUGUGUGCUGGCCUUGGCAAUGGCUUGGGCUGGACUUUGUGGGAUUCCAGAGGUCGGAAACACAGCAGCAAAUUUCAAAUGAAAUGGAGCUUUCUGAGCCACUUAUCUGA
This is a messenger RNA of Carica papaya (papaya), 1752 nucleotides long. NCBI's taxonomy places the organism in Eukaryota, Viridiplantae, Streptophyta, Magnoliopsida, Brassicales, Caricaceae. The record is from RefSeq and is a predicted model, not a curated record.